This is a messenger RNA of Caenorhabditis remanei, 771 nucleotides long. RefSeq lists its product as uncharacterized. NCBI's taxonomy places the organism in Eukaryota, Metazoa, Nematoda, Chromadorea, Rhabditida, Rhabditidae. The transcript is spliced from 4 exons. Bases 1 to 771 code for a protein of 256 amino acids. The record is from RefSeq and is a predicted model, not a curated record.
AUGUACCAAAAAAUUUUCACAUGCAAUCUAAAACUAUGCUCUCGUGAUGACAAAGCUCUCGUGGAUUCCACAAGAUAUGUUCCAGACGUGAUUUCGAUAGGUGAAGAGCCAGGAAGAACCGGGGAAAAUUCCACAAUAUACCUCCGAUACGAAUCUCUGAUUUUAACUGUAACUGAAAGAAAUGGAAUCACAAAGGUCUCCACCAACUCCUCUAUUGAAUACAACACCAUAAAAAGCCGUUAUGAUGUAGCAAGACUUUGGGUGGAGAAAAUCAAAAACAGAGGAAAAAUUGUAGCGAAUCGAAUCAAAAUAUUAAAUUUUUCAAUGACUCCGCCGGACGACUGGAUUCUGAAAUGUGAUCACCUAGAAAUUCGGAUGGUUCCAUCUCAAAAUUUGUCCUCGUGGCUUCAGAAAACCAUUCCAAAACUUAAGACUUUAGAUGUCCAAAUGUGGAAAAUCGAUAAGAUAUUUGGAAUGGAUCAAGUGAAAAACACAAGUGAAAUGUUGAAAUUAUCCAGAAAUGUAUCCAUAACAGAUGGGGAGUUGGAGACGAUUCUGGCUCCGAGUAUAGCUAUAGUUUCUGAUGGAAAAAUAACUGGAAAUGGGGCAAAGAAAGCAUUCAGAAAAUAUGUUGAAAAUUCGCGCCCCGGCGACAGAUUCGAACUGAGAUUACCUAUUUUCUCGAAUUUCGACCAUAGAGAUUUAUUUGACAAUAAGUGGAUCAGAGAGGAAGUUCUUACAGAGGAUGUGACUAUGGGAGAGUACAUGUAA